Drosophila obscura is the source of this 794-nucleotide messenger RNA. Its product is annotated as extensin. The transcript has a single exon. The coding region runs from base 16 to 720 and encodes 234 amino acids. Lineage: Eukaryota; Metazoa; Arthropoda; Insecta; Diptera; Drosophilidae. The record is from RefSeq and is a predicted model, not a curated record.
AGCUGGGACAGCAAAAUGUUUGGUUAUCUUACUCUUGUCGCUCUACUCUGCCUUUCUGCGGGCACAUGUCUGGAGGCGGGCGAAGCGACGCGGCUGAGGUUUCCAGGACCCGCGAAGGGAAAAUCAUUGCCAUUGAUCCUGCAGAGACAGGAUGAUGCGGCGCCAUAUCCACCGGCGGGUUUCCUGCCCGAUCCACCAUUCGAGUUGCCCACGGAGGAGGCGGCCGUGUUUCCUGAACCUGAUGACACCUAUGGCCCACCGACUGAAGUUUAUGGAACACCAGAUGAGGUCUACGGACCACCUGCUGAGGUCUAUGGACCGCCAGCUGAUGUUUACGGACCCCCAGACCAGACUUACGGCCCACCAGAUCAGGCAGCCAAUGACGACAGUGCCAACAGCUUGCCCCAGAGUGCAGCCAUCAUAAAUCUGGCCAGACCGCCCCAGAGUGCAGCCAUCAUAAAUCUGGCCAGCCUGCCGUUGCCGCCUCAGGCACAGUUCGUUCUGCCUUUGCUGAACCGUUUGUCCGCCUUCCGUCCACUGCGCCCCGCCCUGCUGACGCCACAGCGGAAGCCAGCCAAAAUUGUCAAUGGCAUCCAGGGACACGCAGUUUUUCCAUCGACGCAGCUGGCACUGCCCUUUGUGGACCGCCGCAUUCCCUUCCGGCCACGACCAGCGCGCUUGAUUGUGAACGCUCCACUCCGGAGGCCAGCCAGGCAUUAGCACAGAUCAUUCACUAUUCUGACCGUGAGCAGAGUGCCCCAAUGAUAAAUUUGAUACAAGUUCUGUAAAUAAAG